AUGUCCUUUCCUGUGCAGCAAAAGGUACAGGAUGUCGUUAGACAAUAUCGACCAGCGAAACAUUUCCCAAAUGCGAAAGAGGGUUCCUAUAUCACUUCACUCGACUUCGAUGACCAGGGCGAACAUCUAGUCGCAGCUUCCUCUUCAGAUGAAAUGACAGUGUACAACAUUAAAGAAGGGACGAAGACGAAGACCAUCCCAAGCAAGAAAUAUGGCAUACAUUUAGCAAGAUUCACCCAUCACAAUAGACAAGUUCUUUUCGCAUCCACAAAACAAGACGAUUCUUUGAGACUGUUGGAGCUGCACAAUGAGAGUUUCGUUCGAUACUUCUCUGCGCAUACCUCUCAAGUGACCUGCGUCGCCCUCAAUCCAGGCAAUGACACUUUCCUCUCCUGCGGUAACGACGACCUUGUCUGCCUCUGGGACCUGAAUUCCAGGUCUCCUCAGGGUAAAUUGAAAUUGAUCACUCCCUACUUGGCAGCUUAUGACCCUACCGCAUCCGUCAUGGCUAUAGCCUCCCAAUCUACGCAAUCUAUCCUCCUCUAUGACGUGCGCAACUUCGAUAAGGCUCCCUUCGCUACUUUCGAUCUAGCAGAUGCGGAAAGAAAGUACUGCCCAAGUACUCAAGGAAGAGUCUGGACUAAACUAGAGUUUUCGAACGAUGGAAAGUGGAUUCUCCUAGGCACUGACUAUCAUGGUCAUUUUCUACUCGAUUCAUUUGACGGUGUUGUCUCGGCUUUCUUGACGGGAAAAACUGACGGUAGUGGUAGAGCCGCACCAGUCAGUACUUCUGGCAAGCCGCUUGGCCAAGGAGAUGUUUGCUUCAGUCAAGAUGCGAGAUAUGUCAUUGGCAGUUCCGGUGGCUCUGGUGACCUGCUCGUUUGGGACACAACCUUGGCUGGGAACGGCACUACUCUUGAGUCGAUGGUCAAGCUCAACGGACGUGGCUUCAAGAGUCCCGUCGUGCAAGUCAACCCGCGGUACAAUAUGCUCGCAACGGCUGAUCAAAAGGUGGUCAUGUGGUUACCAUCCGAUCAGAUCAAAAAUUCUAACACAUAA
Molecule: messenger RNA, 1059 nt
Organism: Lithohypha guttulata
Lineage: Eukaryota; Fungi; Ascomycota; Eurotiomycetes; Chaetothyriales; Trichomeriaceae
Exons: 1
Coding region: 1-1059 (352 amino acids)
Cellular component (GO): Set1C/COMPASS complex
Molecular function (GO): protein binding; chromatin binding
Source: RefSeq, a predicted model, not a curated record